Magallana angulata is the source of this 646-nucleotide messenger RNA. Its product is annotated as vesicle transport protein GOT1B-like. Gene Ontology annotation, biological process: retrograde transport, endosome to Golgi; endoplasmic reticulum to Golgi vesicle-mediated transport. The transcript has 7 exons. Gene Ontology annotation, cellular component: membrane; endoplasmic reticulum. The record is from RefSeq and is a predicted model, not a curated record. Lineage: Eukaryota; Metazoa; Mollusca; Bivalvia; Ostreida; Ostreidae. Bases 136 to 558 code for a protein of 140 amino acids.
UCUUUUGUGUUUGAAGGAAAGAAUCUCUUUUCGAGUCGUGGCGAAAACCAGCCGCUGGGUUUCGGGUCGGCUUAUAAUCUUUCCCUUGCGGAAAAAAGCAUAUUGUUUGCAUGAUCAAUCGAUACAGGCCACAAGAUGAUGCAAAUAACUGAUUUUCAAAAAAUUGGAGUUGGUCUGGCAGGAUUUGGAAUCGCUUUCCUGUUUUUAGGUGUUUUAUUUCUUUUCGACAAAGGAUUAUUGGCAAUAGGAAAUAUACUCUUCAUAUGUGGGCUAGCGUUUGUUAUAGGACUGGAAAGAACAUUCAGAUUCUUUUUCCAAAAGCAUAAAUUAAAGGCGACCAGUUUCUUUGUGGGUGGAAUUCUUAUUGUGUUGUUGGGAUGGCCAGUCAUAGGCAUGUGUGUGGAAAUGUAUGGAUUCUUUCUCUUGUUUAGUGGUUUUUUCCCAGUAGCUGUUAACUUUUUACGAAGAGUGCCAAUAAUAGGGACUAUAUUAGAUCUCCCAUACAUCAGAUCGGUUGCAGACAGGAUAGCUGGAUCCAACUCCAUGGACAUGGCAUGAACAAAGAAUUCAUUUACAGACAACAGAGAAAUGUAAAUAUUUGUAUAAAUUCAAAGAUGUAUCCAAAAAUAAAAUAUAAAAGUUUUUA